AUGUCGGCUUCGCUCGCGCCAGAAUGCAAUGAGGUGAAAGAGCGCUAUGAUACGUGUUUUCUUAAGUGGUACAGCGAGAAAUACUUGCGGGGUGCCGGAACUAGCAACAAGAAUGAGUGCGAAAGUCUUUUCAACGAUUAUCAAAAAUGCCUAGGGGUUGCCUUGAAGAAGAAGGGCAUCGAUAAACUGCUUGACGAGGCAAGGGAAGAUAACAAAGACAAUGAUGCAACCCAUAUGGGGCGGAGUAUUGCUUCCAGGCCAACUCAUAGAAGCCCUCCGCCUUUUUUUUGUGUCCAACACCGCCUCGAUACGCGCACCGGACCCCGCUGGCGCCUCCCUCACACAACACCUGAACUUGAUUCAUCCUCGAGCUCCGAACGGACGAUACCCGCAGUCGCCCGCGCCGAGGUCGCACUGCCCACCGUGUCCUUGCCCCUCGCAAACAAGCUUCCUAGAGCAUCUUAUCCAAUAUAUGUGUGUGGAUAUACACUGGUAGCUGAGGCCAGCGGUCAAAUCCAAUCCGGCCCCGCAAUGCGCUUUUGA
Messenger RNA from Pyricularia pennisetigena, 543 nucleotides. RefSeq lists its product as uncharacterized. Bases 1 to 543 code for a protein of 180 amino acids. The transcript is spliced from 5 exons. Lineage: Eukaryota; Fungi; Ascomycota; Sordariomycetes; Magnaporthales; Pyriculariaceae. The record is from RefSeq and is a predicted model, not a curated record.